Saccostrea cuccullata (small rock oyster) is the source of this 5599-nucleotide messenger RNA. RefSeq lists its product as uncharacterized. Gene Ontology annotation, molecular function: protein binding. Gene Ontology annotation, biological process: chemical synaptic transmission. The record is from RefSeq and is a predicted model, not a curated record. Bases 421 to 3885 code for a protein of 1154 amino acids. Gene Ontology annotation, cellular component: cytoplasm; plasma membrane; dendritic spine. NCBI's taxonomy places the organism in Eukaryota, Metazoa, Mollusca, Bivalvia, Ostreida, Ostreidae. The transcript has 16 exons.
CGGUCGAAGAGAAAUUAUCAAAAUUUGGUGUUGCAAAAUAAGCACAUUAAUACCAUUAUUUAGUUUCUAUAAUAAUUAAUAUUACGUAAAAUAAGGUCAAAAAUGUAUAAACAAAUCAUUAUCAUAAUAUACGUUGAAGUAUGUUGCAUAGAUAUCGGAUAUUCUGCACUUCCUGUAAAUUAAUUCGUCUGUUAGAGGGCAGCACUAUGUAAUCCAGUAGAAUGAUGCGGCAACUGCAAUGUUUUUACUAGAAAUUCACUCUCAUAUACUGUUAGAUUUGACACGUCUUUAAUCCAAUCAUUUUUCUCAAGCAUUAUUUGGAUAUUUGGGAGGACCAGCUGAAAUAAACGUGAUUAUGGUCUGGGUGUUGUACAGAUGAACAGUGGGUUCAGCAUCUUUUUUCUGGUGUGAUUCAGCAUUAUGUCUGAUAUUGAGGAUGAGAUCAACUUGGAUGAUGUAAAGCCUGAGCCAUCAGAACCAUAUUUAGCUGAGGGAGCGUGUGGAGGGGACCCCCCAGGGAGGCCAUUCUCUCCCCGCAGUGACAAUUUUAGCCUGGAGGUGCAGUUUGAGGAGGAGAGUACGAGGCACCCCAGUGAAAUCAGUACCCUGUCUUACCAGAAUCUGCUGGAGGAGGGCGAGGGGUGUGGUGUAGUGUUAUCUCGCCAAGAGAGUGAGGAAAGCACAGAUUCCACACCUUCCGAUUUUGUAGAAUUCCCAAGAGAUAUUACUCUAGACUGUGAUAUUAAGGACUUACCAAGUGCAAUAUCAUCCAAAAGUAAGCUGGACGCCUGUGAGGAGUUUGUGAUGAAUGAGAGGCUUGAUAUAAUGGUGACAAAAAAUGAUUCAGAUCAAAUCAGUAACCAACCUGUUGUAGGAAGUGAAAGUAGUUUUGUGCAAUCUGAGAAGGCAAAGGAAUGUCUUUCUAAAGAUCCAUUAGUUAUCAAAAGAAAUAGUUUAGAAAUUCGAAAUAAUAUUCCAGUGAUGGGGGAAGUCAAAAGUUAUGAAAAAGAUAUUGAUAGUGUAAUCUAUAAUGUUCAGGGGGCAAAGCCUAAGAUUAGGUCAGGGAAACAGUCUCCAGGUUUGGCAUGUAGGAUAGGGGAGGGAUCCACUGGAAGUGGAAGUGAUAGGGAAGGAUCUGUUGGGAGUGGAAGAGAGGCAUCAAGUGCUGAGAGAGACCUGGACAAGUCUGUUCACAAUAGGCUGACCAAAGUUGCUGACAAUUUAAGUAACACAAGUGAUGGAAAUCGAACUGAGGACACAAUAGAAGAGGAGGAAGUUGUUCAGUUGGUGAAAAUGACCAAUGUUAGACCCCAUUGUUUUAUACAACCACAUGUGCAAGGGAAUGAGGAAGAUUUAGUAAUUGAAGACAAAGAUGUGAAACAAGUUGAAAAGCAGGAAAAUGCUGUGAACAAGUUAUCAUCCCCCGGAAAUGAAGUGGAAAAUGAGUAUGACUAUGUGAAAUAUGCCAGAGUUCAAGAUGGGGACUCUUAUGUAGGAAUGAGAUUAGCAUAUUCAAGUGCAGAAGAAGCAAAGAAAAAUGGUAUGACACUCAGUGGAUUUUCAAAUGUGGAUGAUUUUUCAAGAGAAAAUUCACCUGAGAAAACUCUAUGUCUACAAAAAAUGGAUUACCCAAAUGCAAUACAGAAUGUAAAUGAUGACACAUUAACUGAGAUUCCCCUUGACACAGCCGAUAGUCCCCUAAAUGAGAAGCAGGCCUUCUCCUUGUCCCCAGAAAAUACUGAAUGUGACAGUGUGGAAGUAGAGAGUAUCAUUUCUGAGGGUGAGAAGAACAGCAUAGGAAUGCCAAUGGUGGAGGAUGGGUUAUCCAGCAGUCAGACCAGUGAUACAGAGGAAGGUCCCUCAUCAAACAAUGUCUACAAAUCACCAACAGCCAGGCUACGCUCCAAGCAGAAAGCUGACCUGGACCAGGAACUAGAAAACCUGGACAGAGAGUAUGGUAUCAAGGAAAAGAGUAAGCCAAAGGAAAUGGACACAAAAGCCAUCAUGGAAGAUCUGAAGUCCAAGAGAGAAGCAUUAGACACUGCCAUCGCUGAUAUUAAGACAGCCAUCCAACAGAGCAAGACUACCACACAGCCUUACAAAGAUGAUACGGAUGAAGAUGAACCUGUGUGGGUCAAACGAGAGGAGUCUAAUCCUGAUAAAAAGCAAAACUUAGAAAGUGUGCAGGAAAAGCUUACUAGGCUCCAGCAUGAAGACACAAAACUCAGAGAGGAGGAAAAGGUUUAUCAGAUGGAGAAUGAGAAAGACAAACUGUUGGAGAACCAGUUCAGUAAGAACGAUGGGAAGAAAUACCAGGUUCCCAGAGGUUAUGAUUCAGAUGAUGAUGAGGAAGGAGUACAAUAUACACGCAACAUACAAGGCAAAAAAUAUGCGUCUCUCCCCCGCGAUGAUUCAUUUGAUCACGGACGCUCUAGACAGGUGGCUGUUAAUGGCUCUAGCCAUAAUCAAAUGCAAAGUGACUAUAGCUCAGAUUCAAAUGAAUAUAACUACUCAAAGCGCAAUCGACUUAAUUCAGAGUCUGACACUGAUGACUAUGGCAGUGAUGUUGAGGCGCCCUCUAAAACAUCUUAUGUCAAGCAAAAGCCUGGAGACUUUGAUACAGAUGAGGAGACAGAUGUUUUGUUACAAAAACAAUAUCAGAAAGACAGUCAGGUAGACAUUCCAGAGUUAACUCAUCCACCAGUUAAUAGAAGUGCUCAGCAGGAAGAAAGAAGAACUAAGGCUAAAGAAGCUUCCAUACAUGAUCCUGAAAAUCCCUCAGUCUUAAUAGAAGGGGUACUGUUCCGUGCUCGUUAUCUGGGGUCUACACAACUGAUCUCCGAGGGCCAACCAUCCAAAGCAAUGAGGAUGAUGCAGGCCCAAGAGGCUGUCGGGAGAAUAAAGGCUCCAGAGGGGGAGAAUCAACCAAGUACAGCCGUGGAUCUCUUCGUCUCCACUGAAAAAAUAAUGGUGCUAAAUACAGAUCUUCAGGAGAUUAUGAUGGACCACUCGCUGCGGACUAUAUCCUACAUUGCUGACAUUGGGGACAUUCUGGUCAUCAUGGCCAGAAGGAGAAUCUUAUCCUCCCCAGGAGAUGAAUCUCUGCUGAAGAAAAAACAAGCCAAAAUUUUGUGCCAUGUAUUUGAAUCUGAUGAGGCUCAGCUGAUAGCCCAGUCCAUAGGACAAGCCUUUCAGGUGGCUUAUAUGGAAUUCCUGAAAGCCAAUGGAAUUGAGGAUCCUUCUUUGAUGAAAGAAAUAGACUAUCAAGAAGUUCUGAAUCAGCAAGAAAUAUACGGAGAGGAACUCAACCUCUUCUCAAAUAAGGAGCGCCAGAAAGAGGUGAUUGUGCCGAAAUUGAAAGGAGAAAAUAUAGGAAUUGUGAUUGUGGAGUCCGGCUGGGGAUCUAUGGUGCCCACGGUGGUUCUGGCUAACAUGUACCCCACAGGUCCAGCGGCCCGAUGUGGCCAGCUAAAUAUCGGGGACCAGAUUAUCUCCAUCAACGGAAUCAGUCUGGUGGGCCUUCCUCUGUCAGCCUGUCAAAGUUACAUAAAGAGUAGUAAGAAUCAGACGGUGGUCAAGUUAACAGUUGUCCCAUGUGCACCUGUGGUUGAGGUCCUGAUAAAGCGGCCAGACGUCAAGUAUCAGCUGGGAUUUAGCGUACAAAAUGGAGUGAUCUGCAGUCUGUUAAGAGGAGGAAUAGCAGAGAGGGGAGGAGUGAGAGUGGGACACAGGAUUAUAGAAAUCAACAAUCAAAGUGUUGUGGCUGUCCCGCAUGAAAAAAUUGUCUCUCUACUAGCCAACUCAGUAGGAGAGAUUCACAUGAAGACAAUGCCCACCUCCAUUUAUCGAUUACUGACAGGUCAAGAAACCCCUCAUUAUCUAUAGCAGAGGCUCCUAACAUCAUCCAUCAGCUACAUUUCCAUGUUAUCCCAGGUCACCUUGUGCUAUUUAUAAAUAGCUCAUUACAUUCCCUUGAAACUGCAGGUUGAUAAGUUUUUAAAAGUAUUAAAUUGUUUUAAAUCAGGUUGACAGCUUUAUUGACUUUUAAGCUGUUUUUACUUUGUCAAAUGGCACACAUCUUUGUGACACUGUAAAUCAAAUGCGAUAUGAAAUGUGCUAUGUGUAUUGUUAGAGAAAAGUAAAAAAAAAUUCACAACCUAAUGUUUACAAGAAUCUCAUGAACUGCAGUGUGAAUUUGUUGUGAAGAUCAUAUGAAAACACUGGAGAAUAUUGUAUGUGAUAUUUUAACAUUGGCAUUGUAUGUUGCUGUGUGCUGCUGUGCAAUAACAAGAAAGAGAUGAAGUGAUAUGGUGAUUUAACAUUGAUGCAUGUGUGUUCUAAGUUUCAUUUUAUGGUGUACUAAACAAUGUGUUUCUCCAAUAACUUUGUAAUUUUGAUAUUUCUUGUAAUGCCAUAUAUUUAUGAAAUCCACCUUUGUUGUAAUGUGACAUUGUACAGCUGCUUGUCACUGAGCUCAUUAAUAUCAGUACAUGUAUAACAUUUCUUAUGUACCGCUGAGUUGCAGCUUAUUUGAAUGGGCAUUGACUUGAGGGCUCUCAAGUUUUAAAUUUUGACUUAAUUUGAAUAUUCAUUAUAAGACGGAUAUUGUUGAAUUUUUAUCACUCCUGUUUUAGGUGUGCAAGUAAUGUUGCAAUUUAAGAGAUGGGUCUUAAAAGGCCAGAAGAUUUUGAAAGGUUAAAUUUUGUGUAAGAAAAAAGAAUCUCUGUCAGUUCUACAAAAAAGUGUACAGGAGUAAAUUAAGUUUUUUAAAAAUUAUUCUUUUACAUUGCUCUCACUGAUAACUUAAUGGAAAGUACAAUAUUAAACGCUAUCAUGAAAGGGAAUUUUGGGUAGUUAUAUUAAAAGAGAAAUCAUAUAUUUAAUUUUAACUCAUAUAUUCAAGCAAUAAUUUAGUGAUACAUUUAUUGUGUAUACCAUUAAUCAUCUAGUCAUACUGAUUAUUUAAUAUACGCAUUAUAAAUAUGUGAUAUGGAUGUGAUCAUUUUUGAGUGUGUGAAUUUUAAAUGUUAUACAUGAGUGCAUGUUGAUGCUAUGCUUUCAUGAUGGAUUCUGACUGUAUGUAUUCCUUUCGUUCUACUAAAAUUGUUUAAAAAUGUACUAUGGAGAUGAGGCUGAAACAUUAUACAUCUGUUUAAAACAUGCUCAAGGUUGUGUGCAGUAAAAAGAGAAUUUAAGACAAAUUCUAAGAUUUAGAGAAGAACAUUAAUUCAAGUGUUACAAAUAUCUUUUUUGGUUCAGCCAGUGUAAAUCUUGCAUUACACAAACUAAGAAAACUUAAUACAUUUUAGAAUUAAACUCUUUCUGUAUUUAAAGGUUUGAUUGAAAUAAGAUCAUUGGUAUCAGAAAAAGUAUAUUGAUAAACAGUGCUCUAAUAUAUGUGUUGCAAUUUUGAAAGAAUCUAUAAAACAAAUUGAGAAAAAGGUUCAGAUACUUAUUAAGAAAACCGAGCAUUAAAUUUAUCCGUAACAAAAAAUAUUAGAGUCAAAUCAGUACUGUAAAAAAUAUUGUAAAAAAGCUUGAAUUGUGUGAGAAGAAAGUUUGACUUUUUGUACAUGACCAAUAAAUGACAUGAAUUUGA